GAGAAGGAAAUCGUCCCCCUGUCUCAGGAACCAUGUGGAAAUCUAAGAUAAGGCAAACAGUUGCUAAUUUGAGUAUAAAAGCAGGAAAUGUGAUACACUGAUUUCCUUUCAUGCAAACAGAACAAUCUGAGGGAAUAUGUAAGGGCGUUCUUUUCCAAGUCAAAUUUCUAAUAUACACCAAGUGUUCCACUGUGGAUACAAUAUUUUCAUUAUUUUGACAAUUUUGAAUACCAUGGAUGCCAACAACACCAGUCCUGACAACUUAUUGCCGAAUAAUUUCUGGGAUCAUAUGAUCAUAGCAUUUUCCGUUUCUAUGGUCAUUGGACUUGUGAUUGGAGGCAUAAUCUGGGCUUUGCUGGCUUGCCUGUCUAGUCGCAGAGCCAGUGCCCAUAUUUCCCAGUGGAGCACCUCGUCCUCCAGCCGGCGUCCCAGAGCUUCUCGUGGAUCUUCUGCCAGCAGGCCAGGAUUUUAUCGCAACAGCAGCUGCGAACGCCGCAGUAACCUCAGCUUGGCCAGCCUGACCUUCCAAAGGCAAGCUUCCUUGGAGCAGGCCAACUCCUUCCCAAGGAAAUCAAGUUUCCGAGCCUCAACAUUUCAUCCCUUCUUGCAGAGCCCCCCGCUUCCUGUAGAAACGGAGAGUCAGCUGAUUACGUUGGUACCAGCCGCCACCACCACCACCACCACCACACUUACCGGCACCACCACCAACAGCCUAUCUCAUCCCGAGUUCCACUGGUCCAAUAAUAGUCUUCGUGUCUCCAACUCAACACAAACACCACCUCCUGCUUACGACUCUAUCAUAAAGGCUUUCCCAGACUCUUGACUACAAUUCUUGGGGAUGAAUGUAUAUAGAAAGAAUCUCAGUUGUAUGAUUUUCUGUGGGCUCUUUGAAGACACCUAUGAAGUCUACCAUUGCAAGGACCUGCAGUGCGGAGACCCAAGUGAUAGUUCUGUGCCCCUCUAUGAUAGGCAUUUGCUGGACUGAAACCCUGAUGUCUCUUUCGGCGACAAAGACCUCUCUUGCGCUAUUAUUCACAACAUCACUGUGUGUUUAUAUUUGCAUUGUAACCAUUGCCUUUAGUUUAGAUGCAGACUUCAUCUAGUCUAACAAACUGACUCAUUUCUGAAGACACAGAAUGUAAAAAUAGUUAUCUUUGUAAAUAUCCUCUAAUUAACCUUAAACACAGUGAUGAAACUGCUGUUUUUAUUUAGGUUUUCUUUUCUUUUCUUUUCUUUGUCAAAGCAUUUUCCUCUGGUCAUUUUGAUAUACAAAGUAAGUAAAUAAAUCCUACCACUUGUUCAUCAGUUGGCCAUAAAGGUAAAGGACCAUUAGGUCCAGUCGUGACCGACUCUGGGGUUGUGGCGCUCAUCUUGCUUUAUUGGCUGAGGGAGCCGGCGUACAGUUUCUGGGUCAUGUGGCCAGCAGUUGGCCAUAGUGCCAUAUGAUUACAAGAUUUACAUGAUUUUUAAAAACAGAUGUAAAUAGCUUAGUAUUCGUAUUAUAUUUCUGUGGGCUAAGAUCCUCGAUUUAUGUUUUAAGAUCUUUCUAAUUGGAACCAUUGUCUGAUUAAGGCUGCUAGCUUCACAUGCUUUCUUAGGAGUAAGUCUCACUGAAUUCAGAAAGCUAAACAUCAGGGUAGAUAUAAGAAAAAUCUCCUAGAGAAGGGUUUCCCAAACUGUGGUCUGCAAGCUUCAUUCAGGUGCUCUGUGGAGUGUCUCUGAAGAACACUUGAGUUCUAUCAGAUUCUAUGGAAUUCAAAAUGUGAUAUAGUAAAAUGCAAUAUCAGAAAUAAAAGAAACAAAACACAAUCAAAAAUUGUACAGCACUUUACAUUUGCGAAAACAGGCAGGGAAAUAUAAUUAAUUGGCCUGCCCAGAGUUUCAACAAUUUCCAA
This is a messenger RNA of Podarcis raffonei (Aeolian wall lizard), 1895 nucleotides long. It is a transcript of the gene MYCT1, whose product is annotated as MYC target 1. The transcript is spliced from 2 exons. Gene Ontology annotation, cellular component: nucleoplasm. The coding region runs from base 233 to 823 and encodes 196 amino acids. NCBI's taxonomy places the organism in Eukaryota, Metazoa, Chordata, Lepidosauria, Squamata, Lacertidae. The record is from RefSeq and is a predicted model, not a curated record.